This is a messenger RNA of Vicugna pacos (alpaca), 3898 nucleotides long. It is a transcript of the gene ST6GAL1, whose product is annotated as ST6 beta-galactoside alpha-2,6-sialyltransferase 1. Gene Ontology annotation, biological process: sialylation. Gene Ontology annotation, cellular component: Golgi apparatus. The record is from RefSeq and is a predicted model, not a curated record. Gene Ontology annotation, molecular function: beta-galactoside alpha-2,6-sialyltransferase activity. Lineage: Eukaryota; Metazoa; Chordata; Mammalia; Artiodactyla; Camelidae.
CUCUCCUCUUGCCCAGGAGGGAGGAGAGACGCAAGAAAGAAGUGGAACACUGUCCUCGUGGAAGGCACUGCCAGAGAAGGUAGUGGUGAGAGAUUUCCAGCGAGGGAGAUGCCAAAUGCAGAGGAGGCUUGUUGUCCUGCUCAGAACAGAGUGGCUUCCUUGAACACGUCUUUAAUUAUGAUUCACACCAACUUGAAGAAGAAAUUCAGCUGCUGUGUGCUGGUCUUUCUCCUGUUUGCGAUCAUCUGUGUGUGGAAGGAAAAGAAGAAAGGGAGUUACUAUGAGUCCCUUAAAAUGCCCACCAAGGAAUUCCAAGUGUUGAGGAGUCUAGAGAAACUGACCAUGGGGUCUGGUUCCCGGUCUGUAUCUUCAAGAGGCACGCAGAAUCCCCAGAGUCCCAGGGGCCCAGCCAAGGCCAAGCCAGAGGCCACCUUCCAGGUGUGGAACAAGGACAGCUCUUCCAAAAACCUCAUCCCCAGGCUGCAAAAGAUCUGGAAGAAUUAUCUGAGCAUGAACAAGUACAAAGUGUCCUACAAGGGGCCUGGGCCUGGCGUUAAGUUCAGUGCAGAGGCCCUGCUUUGCCACCUCCGGGACCACGUGAACGUUUCCAUGGUAGAGGUCACAGAUUUUCCCUUCAACACCUCCGAAUGGGAGGGUUACCUGCCCAAGGAGAACAUUAGGACCAAGGCUGGGCCGUGGGGCAGGUGUGCAGUCGUCUCUUCAGCGGGAUCUCUGAAGUCCUCCCAACUGGGUGGAGAAAUAGACAAUCACGAUGCAAUCCUGAGGUUUAAUGGGGCGCCCACAGCCAACUUCCAACAAGACGUGGGGACGAAAACCACCAUUCGCCUGAUGAACUCUCAGCUGGUCACCACAGAGGGGCACUUCCUCAAGGACACUUUGUACAAUGAAGGAAUCCUAAUUGUGUGGGACCCAUCUGUUUACCAUUCAGAUAUCCCAAAGUGGUACAAGAAUCCUGACUACAGUUUCUUUGAUAACUUCAAGAGCUAUCGUAAGCUGCACCCCGAUCAGCCCUUUUAUAUCCUCAAGCCCCAGAUGCCUUGGGAACUGUGGGACAUCAUUCAGGAAAUCUCCCCGGAGGAGAUUCAGCCAAAUCCCCCGUCCUCUGGGAUGCUCGGCAUCAUCAUCAUGAUGACGCUGUGUGACCAGGUGGAUAUUUAUGAGUUCCUUCCCUCCAAGCGCAAGACCGAUGUGUGCUACUACUACCAGAAGUUCUUUGACAGUGCCUGCACGAUGGGCGCCUACCACCCUCUCCUCUUCGAGAAGAACAUGGUGAAGCACCUCAACCGGGGCACAGACGAGGACAUUUACCUGCUGGGGAAAGCCACACUGCCUGGCUUCCGGAGCAUUCGCUGUGGAGCCUAAGCUCUCUGGCCAGGCUCCCUCAUCCUUCUCCAUCGGGCUUUUUACAGCUGGACUCUUGGCCACCGUGGCCCGGGGAAGACCGUGUUCCCAGAUAAUCACAGCCUGCACUCUAGGCCUUCUGGCAGGAGCUCUGGGGCUUCCAGAUCCCAAGGGCAGGGACCCAGGCCCAGCCUGAACUUUUGCCACAGGAGUGUGUGAGCCCAGAGCUUGUCACCCCUCACAUGUACACACAUACCUGCCAUUCCUUCCAGACAUGGUCUGCCCCUCUUCCCGUACAGGUAAAGGCAGGGUCCGCCUUUCCCACCAGGGCUGCCAACGCUGGGCUGCUUUUCCCACCAGUAUAAUGGCAUUCUCACAAACCAGGGCUCCGCAAUGCUUGAAAUCUGUGCCUAGACACUGAUUUCAUGUUGUAAAGAAAUUCUCCCAAAUUAUGAUUGUACCCAGUACAGGGUGCCUCUGUGGGGCAAGGACGCUGUAUAGGGUCUAGGAAACAGGCUCAGCUGCUCCAGAACAAAGCUGCUCCCGGGGCCAUGCCCUGGGAGAGGCAGUGUUCCAUCGCUCUGGCAGGUGUGCUGGCCCGUGGCCUGGGUCCAUACCAGAGGAGAUGAGACUACAGGAAGAAAGAUCCGGUCUCCAGCCUCAAGCUGCCCCCAGGUCAGGUAGGAGUCAGUGCUCGGUGAGCUGAGGGCUUCUAGGGUGGUGGGCUUGCUGUGCGUCUGCACGCAGGAGGGACCGCCCACUUUCUGUGUGGUGGGUCACAGAGGGCUUCACGGGGUGGGGGGGGCUAUCGAGUGGAUUUUAGAAGAGGAAAACAUGUCAAUUAGAUUUUAUCUGAGUCAUUUGAGAUGUGUUUUCCUUUAUGACCCAUAUUUAUUCUCUAAGAUCUGCCUGAAUUUACAGGCUCAAGUGAUUUUUUGAGGAAGCCCCCUACUCACGUCUGAGGCAGCAAGUGCAGCUUCACAGCAGGUGCCAGGCCAGCCAGGUGCCAAAACCCUGACUUCCCCAGGCUCGCCUGGCCUGACCCUUUCCUGCAAGCUACGUGUGUGCACCACAUCCAUCUCUUCCUUUUUGACACCCCCCCCAAACCUCCUCCUAACUGCCAUCUCGUUUUUCCCUUUAAAGUAGCCUCCCCACUCCCAAAUCACUUUUAAGCCUUUUCCACUUUAAAAUAUUCUGACCCAAUCUCUUUGACCUUCAUAAGCCUUCUGUGAAAGGUCUCUCAGGGAGUGGGGAUGUGGUCCCCUAGGACUUAAAGUCACUCUCAGAGGUCAGAACCUUGGGAGAUCAUGACUGAUUCUCACCAGGGUAUCAGAGUGCCACACCCUCCACCCCUCCUGUGAGGGAGGGACAUCAGAGUCUCUGGGCAGGGGGCCUGCCAGCUGUAGUCUGUCCACACACUUCCUGGUGGACCACUGUGCUAAGUCCCCUCCCCUGACGGGGACCCACACUGGACUGGAACAGGCUUCUGGACCCCUGAGGCUCGCCCCAUGUGCUCAAGGGCCUUGAAUGUUUGAGCUCCAAACCAGCCAUUGUGGAGCUGGAGUCCUCUGGCUGCCAAACCACUGGCUUACACGGGCAGUAGAAAAAGCCGUGGAGUGAAGAGCCUUGGGUUUUCAAAGUGAUGCUCCCCUAUUACUAGCUCUGCUACCACAUCUGUAAAAUGGGUGGUGAGCCUGCCUCACAGGGCUGUCGUGAGGGUUGCAUGAAACACCUGGCACAUUGCUGGUGCCCAUUACAUGCUGGAUCCUCCCUUCUUUUACUAGGGACCUGCUCUGUGCUCACAUCUGGGCAGCACACUGCUUCAAAGGAGCCCAGAGAUGAGGCCCUUUCCUCAGGGAAUUAACUGACCUAGUGGGAGACAACAACUACCCUGCUUGGAAUACCCAGGAAACCAAGGCAGUGGAGGGUGCACAAUGUGCCCGUCCUGCUCCCUGCCUGCAGCCCAGGCCUGAUCUGCUUGGGGAUGGGCAGGGCAUAGGGCUGCAGGUGGCCUCAUCUCUGGGCCCACGGAUUCCUGGCAGUCUUUGAGUCAUGAGCACUGAGUGCAGAGGAAGGUGGCAUUCCAUCAUCAGGAGAGAGAUGUUGGUGUGCCCACUGAGACUACACUGGGUAGAUGCUAGCUUUUAAUUAUUAUUAAGACAAGGGAUCAAAUUAAUUUAAGUGUGAUUCUGAGGGCUAUAGGACUUUUUAAUUCUGUGCUUUAUAUGGAAGCUGGUAAAAUACAAAUAAGAUGUGGACAUUAUUGUUAGACUGGUUAGAUGCUAAAUACUGUGACAAAUAAUUUUAAAAUUGUGAGUGAGUUCUGUAGGAAAGCCCCUGUCUCUAAGGGGUUCUGUCUUCUUCAGUAUCCAUCUCUUCAUCUUAUAUCAUGAGGCCCUCAAAUCCUUCCACCAAUCAAAUAAGCUAUUGAUACUGGUUUGGGGUUGAGACGUCAAUCUCAGAAACAUGCCUAAGUGAAUUCUGAAUGACCCAAAGAUUAUGUAAAAUUUUAAAAUAAAUGUUUUUUUAAAAGCUU